Molecule: messenger RNA, 1146 nt
Organism: Symbiodinium natans
Lineage: Eukaryota; Dinophyceae; Suessiales; Symbiodiniaceae
Source: the annotation of a GenBank genome assembly
AUGGACUUUCGUCGCGUUGCGAAAGAAUACCGCAUCUGUGCUGCUGUGGUGCAAGCCUGCUUGCUGCUGUCCGUUGCCGCAUUUGCCACGCAGCGCGCGAUCGCAAUAUCUUCAUCCUCGAACUCUGUAGCCCUGCAGGUAUCCAGCCAGAGAUGGUCAGAUCUUGGGGAGUGGGCUGUGUGCACAUCCGCUACCGGUGAUGCAUGGAUGAAGGCAGCUGGUGUGGGUGUUUUCGACACGAACGACGGUGAAGAAAUGCUCGAGGAUCCAGCUUUAAUGGUUCCAAGCAACAGGUCGAAGGAUCUGGCUGCCUCGCGUAUCUCCCGGCGAGCUCUUAAUGUUUCCGGAAAACUGAUGAACUGCUCGGUCACCAACUUAAUGACCUUGCCGGACGUUGAGAUGCCAGGGAAAUUCAGCAUUUGUUCUGACACCCCAGGUGGGCCGAUCAUGGUCAAAAGUGGUGGACAAUGGAAAAUAAUGAACCCUGCCGGAAGGUCCACCUACUAUGUGUUAUCGGUCACAGCAUACAGGCAUGGACAGCACUUUGGCUAUUCUUCCCAGAGCGAUAUCUUUUUCCACUCAGUGGAAAAACUGCGCGUUUACGCUCCAAACUGGAACCUGCCCAGCAUGUGCCACUGGAAGCAAUUCAUUAAUGAUUCUGCCCCGGCGCCUUCCCUUGGAAAUGCGGUCAUCAUUGUCAUUUCAGAUCCGCUUAUCCACGUCUCUCUUGAAAAGGGCAUUCUCUUGCAGUAUUUUGAGCUUCUCAGCAGUCUUGGCGGUUACAUCUCUGUGACCGUUGCCGUUUUCGGAUUAAUCUUUGUAAGAAAGUUUCCACAAAGUGAUGUUGCUCGGGUCUUCGAGGAACGCACACUGCGUUGCAAUGAGGCACCUGGCAAUCCAGCCAAGGUUGAAAAUGAUUUGGAAGAACAUGCUCACCUGACCAUGACCACUUCAUCCUCCUCCUCACCAGUGCUGCCAGCAAGGAGCGCUCCAGAGAGUGAAACUGUGGGCCUGGUACGACUAGACAGGCAAGAGAGUUCAAGAAUGCCCCCAUUGCCUGUUCCUACAUGUUCCCCGCCUGGAGUCCAAUAUGCAGCACACCCUCCUGGACUCUCACGUCCUCCUGCUGUUAGUGCUUCAGAGUAG